This is a messenger RNA of Desarmillaria tabescens, 573 nucleotides long. Its product is annotated as trimeric LpxA-like protein. The record is from RefSeq and is a predicted model, not a curated record. Gene Ontology annotation, molecular function: acetyltransferase activity. NCBI's taxonomy places the organism in Eukaryota, Fungi, Basidiomycota, Agaricomycetes, Agaricales, Physalacriaceae. The coding region runs from base 1 to 573 and encodes 190 amino acids. The transcript is spliced from 5 exons.
AUGGAACCUGCGCUAGUUGCCGCUCGCCACCGUGCUCGUGUUUUGAUGCAUCGUUACAACAUCUCCCCGCCCACUCUGGAUGGACGAGAAAGAAGGGAGAUUCUGGCAGAGCUCCUCAACGUACCUGUGUGUGACCUAGAUUCAGUGUUAGUGGAGCCGCCUUUGUAUGUUGAUUAUGGGACGAACAUCAAGCUCAAUGGCUCGUUCUACGCGAACUAUAAUACGACUAUCCUCGACUGUGCGACUGUUACUAUUGGUACACGUGUUAUGUUCGGUCCGAAUGUUUCGCUUUACGCAGCAACUCACGGCAUCAGCGUUAAAGAACGCCAAACAGGCUUGGAGCGCGCAUCAGAAAUAAUCAUCGGAGAUGACUGUUGGAUCGGCGGCGGCGCAAACAUCCAAGCCGGUGUCGUACUUGGUCAAGGAUGUACCGUCGGUGCAGGUUCUGUCGUUACUAAGAGCUUUCCAGAUUGGAGCAUCGUCGUAGGAAAUCCUGCCCGCCUCCUUAAGGUUGUUCCAGAAGAAGAGCGAGGUUCUCAAUGGAACCCUGAGGCAGAGAGUCUCAAGAAUUAG